AUCAAGGAUUACGAAAGCGUUUAUAUCGAACAUUCUGGAAUAUUUCGAACAUAAAAAUAAUUUAAUUUCGGGCAGUAUUUUGAAAUUUGCAAGAUAAAAAUGGAAGCCGGCGAUGGUUUCGACAUUAAUUCGACAGAAUUGUUAAAGAGAAAAGACAUUUCUUCGCUGGAUGGACGAUCGGAAGCGCCGACCGGCAGCCGUGGAAAUGCUUCGAGGCUAUUAAACGAAUUGAAACCCGAUUUUCAGUUUACGACGGAAAUGGAAGGGCCGGCGCAUCGUCCCACAUUUACGGUAACUAUUAAAAUCGAUAAUAAAGAAUUCACGGGCCAAGGUCAUUCUAAACAAAUGGCAAAACACGCAGCCACGGAGAAUGCAUUAGCCGCUUUCGGUUACGUUCGUAAUUCGACAGAUAUUCCUAAUAAGAACGUCGACUACUUUGACCGAGUUCGACUUCUCCGAAGCCAAACAGAUAAGAUGUCCUCCGAAUAUUCCGAGGAAAUGGAUUGGGUCGUAACCAACACCGAUUCGAAGGGGAGAAAUCCGGUUGCGCUAUUAUACGAACUUCAUCCGGAUUUAAAAUUUAAUUUAAUAGAAGAAAAGGAGUCGGUUAUUUUGGAGAGGUUCAGGAUGAGCGUCGAAAUUGCCGACACGAUAUUCCAAGGCUCCGGUCGAAGCAAAAAAUUAGCCAAAGCCGCGGCUGCCGAAUCGGCUUUGUACGCUUUGUACGGUAUCAAUUUUUCGAAAAAUAAUACGAAUCGGCAACCUUUGCCCGAGAAAUACGUACUCCUUUAUUCGGUGGCGAAUAGAAUAUGCGGCGGUAUUGGCGAAACCUUUCGAAAAGUAACGGGUUACUACGCCGAACGGAAUGUACUGGCCGGAAUCGCCAUGACCCGCGAUUCGGAGAUGGAAAUUAUUGCCGUAUGCGCCGGCACAAAAGACGAUGUUGGAAAAGACGUAAGUUUGGACGGUACGUCUUUGAACGAUUGUCACGCCGAAGUACUCGUACGAAGAUGUUUGACAAGUUUUCUCUAUUCACAAUUAGAAUCGAUGGCCACCGGACGGAAGAACCGUUCGAUCUUUAUCGAAUGCGACGGAACGCCCGCUUACCGACUCAAACCCGACGUAAAAUUUCAUCUUUACGUUAGCGAACCACCGUGUGGUGAUGCGAGAAUGUGUUUCCCCGAAGAGUUUAGUGGUCGAUCUUUACAGCGGGGCGCUUACGGAGUUUUGAGGUGGAAAAAUAAAUUCCAAAAGGAAUCUUUUUAUAUCGAAAGUAACGACGGAAUUCAAACGGUGGAAGUAAUAAAACGUAACAAACGGCAAUUUACCACCCUGUCGUGUUCCGAUAAAAUCGCCUCGUGGAACGUUUUGGGAAUUCAAGGCUCGCUGCUUAGUCAUUUUAUACAACCGAUAUAUCUGGAAAGUAUUAUUAUCGGAAGAGAAAUUUACCCCGGAUAUAUAUUCAGAGCUAUGUGGGGCCGUUUCGAGAAAUCGCUCCAGAUAUUGCCCGAACCUUAUCGUUUAAGAAAACCUAAAAUAUGCUGGGUGAAAGAGCCCGAAUACUACCACUCCUCCAAUCUUCCGGAUUCCGUCGUUAAUUGGUCGGUCGAAUUUAAAACACCGGAAAUUAUAAAUCCAAGUACGGGCAAAUUACCGGGUGGAAACAUUUCCAGAUUGAGUAAGGCGGCACUCUUUUAUCGCUUUCGGAAUUUAUGCGACAGAGUUCCGAAUGUGUCCGAUGGACGGUCGAAUGGAAACCCCGAGUCGUAUUUGGAUUGGAAACGAUCUUCCCUCGAUCAUCAAGCAGCGAAAAAGAUUUUGAAAGAAGCGUUUCAAAAUGCGGGUUUAGGAACGUGGGUGACCAAACGUUCCCAUCCGGACGAUUUCGUCUUGUCAUUUUAAAGGAACUUUUACCAAAUACCGUAUUUUUUCAUUUACAUUUAUGAAUGUUGUUCUUUUUCUUCGAAAUUGAAUUUACGAAUUAAAGUUGUUCAAAACAUUUUA
This is a messenger RNA of Centruroides sculpturatus (bark scorpion), 2004 nucleotides long. RefSeq names its product double-stranded RNA-specific editase Adar-like. NCBI's taxonomy places the organism in Eukaryota, Metazoa, Arthropoda, Arachnida, Scorpiones, Buthidae. The record is from RefSeq and is a predicted model, not a curated record. Gene Ontology annotation, molecular function: double-stranded RNA binding; double-stranded RNA adenosine deaminase activity; tRNA-specific adenosine deaminase activity. Gene Ontology annotation, biological process: RNA processing; adenosine to inosine editing. Gene Ontology annotation, cellular component: cytoplasm; nucleolus. The transcript has a single exon. The coding region runs from base 100 to 1902 and encodes 600 amino acids.